Molecule: messenger RNA, 965 nt
Organism: Phlebotomus argentipes
Lineage: Eukaryota; Metazoa; Arthropoda; Insecta; Diptera; Psychodidae
Product: retinaldehyde-binding protein 1-like
Exons: 4
Coding region: 1-948 (315 amino acids)
Cellular component (GO): membrane
Molecular function (GO): phosphatidylinositol bisphosphate binding
Source: RefSeq, a predicted model, not a curated record
AUGAUGAUUCAAAGUCAGAGAACGAGGAAGAACUCGGUUUUCCUCACGGAUCUCGAGGAAUAUCCCAUAUUUACCAAGGGUGACUUCACAUUGAAGGUUGAUGUGAGGUAUUUGAGUGAGAAGAGUAAGAAAAAGGCAGAAGAGGAGCUCAAUGAAACGGAGGAAGUUAAGACAAAGGCUUUGGAGAGAAUGAGUGAAUUGAUCAAAGGAGAGGAAGAUCUUGAUAUUCCAUAUGACAAUCGUCCUUUCAUGGUGAAAUUCCUAAGAGCUCGGAAGUUUGAUGUCGACGAAGCCUUCACACUGAUGAAGAACUAUUUCAAGUUCAAGAGUGAAUUUCCUGAGCUGUUUAAGGAUGUUGUUCCUUCGAAAGUUGCUUACAUUCUUGCUAUGAAUGCUGCCUUCAUGUCACCAGUUAAGGAUCAGCAUGGUCACACAGUUUUGAUGGGUCGAGCAGAAUUAUUCGAUCCCGAUAUCGCCACGCCAAUGGAGUUCAUAGCAGCUGGCUUCGUGAUUGGAGAAGGAAUCAUGAUGGAGCCAGAAAGUCAGGUGAACGGAUUUGUUGGUGUCAUAGACUGCAAAGGAUUUUCUUACAAGCAUUUUAAGAAGAUCACCAUCAGUUUGAUAAAGCUAGGUCUACGCUUAGCGCAAAGCGUUGUUCCAGUCAUUCCGAGGCGAGUUCAUUUGAUAAAUCAAAAUUUUUACGUCAACGCUCUUUACAAGAUCGUAAAGCCUUUUCUACCCCAAGAAUACAUCGAUAUGAUCUAUUUUCACGGUGAAAAUAUUGAGGAACUCUAUGAAUAUAUACCGAAAGAGUGUUUGUUGGAGCAUUUUGGAGGAACUAUCAAAGAUCCUGAGAUAACUGAGGAGGAAUACAGGGAUUAUCUGAAAGGAUUCGAUGAGGAAUAUCUCGCUUUAAAUGCUCUGGGCUACAGAAAUUAUAAUUUUUGAAAAAUUUACAUAAAUUA